AUGAUUAGGAGAGGAAACAGUACAGAGAUCACCCACUUCAUCCUCUUGGGGUUCUCCGAUUUUCCCAGAAUCAAAGCACUGCUCUUUGCUGUGUUCCUGGUGAUCUACGUUACAACUCUGACUUGGAACCUGAGCCUCAUCAUCUUAAUAAGGAUGGAUUCCCACCUCCACACACCCAUGUACUUCUUCCUCAGCAACCUGUCCUUCCUAGACAUCUGCUAUGUGACCUCCACAGCCCCCAAGAUGCUCUCUGACUUCUUCCAAGAACAGCAUAUUAUCACCCUAGUGGGUUGUGCUGUUCAGUACUUCUUCUUUUCAGCCAUGGGACUGACCGAGACUUGUCUCAUGACUGCCAUGGCUUAUGACCGCUAUGCUGCCAUUUGUAAUCCACUUCUCUAUUCAUCAUUUAUGUCACCCACCCUCUGUGUUGGGAUGGUGCUGGGAUCCUAUAUGGCUGGCCUCUCUGCUUCCCUAUCCCAGUUGUGUGCCAUUCUUCAACUCCACUUCUGUGGGCCUAAUGUCAUCCACCACUUCUUCUGUGACAUGCCCCAGUUGUUAGUCUUGUCCUGCACUGACACUUUCUUUGUUCGACUCUUGGCUGCUGUAUUAAUAAUAUUCUAUGGGAUAAUGAAUGUCAUGGUUGUCAUAGUAUCAUAUUGCUAUAUCAUCAUCUCCAUCAUGAAGAUCACUACAGCUAAAGGCAGGUCCAAGGCUUUCAACACCUGUGCUUCUCACCUGACAGCAGUUUCCCUCUUCUAUACAUCAAGUCUGUUUGUCUAUUUGAAUUCCAGCUCCGGUGGUUCUUCCAACUUUGACAGAUUUGCAUCUGUCUUCUACACAGUGAUGAUUCCCAUGUUGAACCCAUUGAUUUAUAGUCUGAGGAACAAGGAAAUCAAAGAUGCCUUGAAGAGGUUGCAGAAGAAGGGAGGGUAUUGCUAA
This is a messenger RNA of Manis javanica (Malayan pangolin), 939 nucleotides long. RefSeq names its product olfactory receptor 5AN1-like. Gene Ontology annotation, molecular function: G protein-coupled receptor activity; olfactory receptor activity. The record is from RefSeq and is a predicted model, not a curated record. NCBI's taxonomy places the organism in Eukaryota, Metazoa, Chordata, Mammalia, Pholidota, Manidae. Gene Ontology annotation, cellular component: membrane. Gene Ontology annotation, biological process: G protein-coupled receptor signaling pathway.